Mucor velutinosus is the source of this 1605-nucleotide messenger RNA. It is a transcript of the gene NSR1, whose product is annotated as nuclear localization sequence binding protein. Gene Ontology annotation, biological process: carboxylic acid metabolic process. The coding region runs from base 1 to 1605 and encodes 534 amino acids. The transcript has 2 exons. The record is from RefSeq and is a predicted model, not a curated record. Gene Ontology annotation, molecular function: isocitrate lyase activity. Lineage: Eukaryota; Fungi; Mucoromycota; Mucoromycetes; Mucorales; Mucoraceae.
AUGACUAUUGAUCACGAACAACAAGCUUUCCUCGAUGAGGUUGAAAAGGUCAAGCAAUGGUGGGCCUCUCCUCGUUUUGAAAACAUCAAGCGUCCUUACACUGCUGAGGCCAUUGUCUCCAAGCGUGGUUAUUUCCCUGUUCAAUACCGCUCUGACGUCCAAGCCAAGAAGGUCUGGAAGCUCUUGCAAAACCACAAGGCCAAUGGUACCGCCUCUCACACCUUUGGUGCUCUUGAUCCCGUUCAAGUAACUCAAAUGGCUCCUCAUCUCGAGACCGUCUACGUUUCUGGAUGGCAAUGUUCUUCCACUGCCUCCAGCUCCAAUGAGCCUGGACCUGAUCUUGCUGAUUAUCCCAUGGACACUGUCCCCAACAAGGUCGAGCAUCUCUUCUUUGCCCAACUCUUCCACGACCGCAAGCAACGUGAAGCCCGUCUUGCCAUGACCCCCGAGGAGCGUGCCAAAACUCCUGCUAUUGACUACCUGAGACCCAUUAUCGCUGAUGGUGACACUGGUCAUGGUGGUAUCACUGCUGUCAUGAAGCUCGCCAAGAUGUUUGUUGAGCGUGGUGCUGCUGGUAUGCAUGUUGAAGAUCAAGCUCCUGGUACCAAGAAGUGUGGCCACAUGGCUGGUAAGGUCUUGGUCCCCAUUGGAGAGCACAUCAACCGUUUGGUCGCUAUCCGUGUUCAAUAUGAUAUUAUGGGUGUUGAGAACUUGAUCGUUGCUCGUUCUGAUGCUGAGGCUGCCACUCUCUUGAGCUCCAAUAUUGAUCCCCGUGAUCACGAAUUCGUCGUUGGUACCACCAACCCUGAUAUUGGCGCUUUGGCUGAACUCAUGAACGAAGCUGAACAAGCUGGUAAGAACGGCGCUGCCCUUCAAGCUGUCGAAGAUGAAUGGAUCGCUAAGGCUGGUCUUAAGCGUUAUGGUGCUGCCGUUGCUGAUGAGCUCAUCAAGCAAGGUAAGCCUGAUGCCGCCAAGGAGUUCCUUAACAAGAUCCACUACAAGUCCAACAAGCAAGCUCGCGCCAUUGCAAAGGAAUACGGUGUCGAGAUCUUCUGGGAUUGGGAUUUGCCCCGUGUCCGUGAGGGUUACUACCGUUAUGAAGGUGGAACUGAAGCUGCUACCUCUCGUGCUGUUGCUUUUGCUCCUUAUGCUGACAUGUUGUGGAUGGAGACCAAGAAGCCCAUCCUCUCUCAAGCCAAGCAAUUCUCUGAAGGUGUCUUGUCUGUUUACCCCAAGGUUCUCUUAUGUUACAACUUGUCUCCUUCUUUCAACUGGGAUGCUGCUGGCUUAGAUGAUAACAAUAUGAAGUCUUACAUUCACGAUUUGGGUAAGCUUGGUUUCGCUUGGCAAUUCAUCACUUUGGGUGGUCUUCAUGCCAAUGCUUUGGCUUCUUCCACCUUUGCCAAGGCCUACAAGGAAGAUGGUAUGCUCGGUUAUGUCAGCCAAGUUCAACGUAAGGAACGUGAACACGGUGUUGAUGUUCUCCAACAUCAAAAGUGGUCUGGUGCUACUUAUGUUGAUGAGCUUAUCAAGGUCGUUACUGGUGGUGUUGCUGCUACUGCUGCUAUGGGUAAGGGUGUUACUGAAGAUCAAUUCAAGGCUUAA